This is a messenger RNA of Meloidogyne enterolobii, 428 nucleotides long. The record is from the annotation of a GenBank genome assembly. NCBI's taxonomy places the organism in Eukaryota, Metazoa, Nematoda, Chromadorea, Rhabditida, Meloidogynidae.
AUGUUUUCCUCCCCAACAAAAAUUUGCUUGCUUUUUCUUUCAAUUUUUAUAUUAUUCCAAUUAAACAAUUGUGAAGGGUUAUGUGUUGGUAAAGGAUAUGUUUGUGGUAGUGGUGGACGUCAAUGUUGUGACAAAUUAAUUUGUAACGGAGGUUCAUGUGAUGAUUGCCCUCCUUUAGGAGCACCUUGUACUGAGGAUAUUAACUGUUGUGCAGGCCAAAGCUGUCAACACUCACAAUGUCAUACCUGUUUGGGUAAAGGAGCAACAUGUGAGCCGAAAAAUAAUCCGAAAAAUGAUAGAUGUUGUGGAUUUUGUGUUAAAGGAAUUAAUCGUUGUAAGUGAAAAUGAGAAAAAUGUUGUGGAGUGAGAGGGGAUGUUUAUAGUAUUUUCCAAACGAUGAACGUUUUUUACUUUCUUUUUCAAAUUUG